Paecilomyces variotii is the source of this 2178-nucleotide messenger RNA. Its product is annotated as nucleolus protein required for cell viability. The record is from RefSeq and is a predicted model, not a curated record. The transcript is spliced from 5 exons. Gene Ontology annotation, biological process: maturation of SSU-rRNA from tricistronic rRNA transcript (SSU-rRNA, 5.8S rRNA, LSU-rRNA). Gene Ontology annotation, cellular component: nucleolus; small-subunit processome. NCBI's taxonomy places the organism in Eukaryota, Fungi, Ascomycota, Eurotiomycetes, Eurotiales, Thermoascaceae. Gene Ontology annotation, molecular function: U3 snoRNA binding; rRNA binding. Bases 1 to 2178 code for a protein of 725 amino acids.
AUGGCUCCAGCACGCGGUAGAGGCGCCAGACAGGCCCGGGGCCGUGGAAGAGGACGUGGUGGUUCAUUUCACAGCAGGAAAAACGCUUUCGAAACUUCGCGGGUGGCCGAGCUACCAUCGGGAGAUGAGUCUGAUGAGCAGAAUGGCGUGCCUGAGGAGGACGAAAUAGAGGAUGUAGCGUCUGCUGACAACGUAUCAUCCGAUAGCGAGGAGGAGGAGGAACAAUCUAAGGAACGCCCAUACAACGCACUCCUACAACUGCUCAAUGCAGGAUCAAGUUCGGGUUCCAAGGGACCUGCUCGCAAAAAGAGAAAGCUUGGUCAUAAAGAUGAUGAAGUAACCGAGGCGGCUGUCCUGGAAGAUGUCCCUGAAAACGAGGAUGACCAACUGGAAGACGAUGCCGCCAAAGAUGGAGACAUGUCUGAGGACGAAAACGUUGGACCGGGAGAGGCUGAUGACGAGGGCGUGGACGAUGAUGAAGAUGCGAGUGAUCCCUUCGAGACGCAUUUCGCAAACCCAGACGAGAGUGAGCUUGCAAAGAGACUGCAAGCUGUGUCCGAGAACCGAUGGCACUCCAGCAAGAAACUGCUCUCGGAUGACUUCAGACUGGCGUACAGCACGCCUGAAAUCGGGGGGAAAGAGGAACAUCUCCCUUCCACCCUACGAGACAUAGGUAGCGUAAAGCUCAAAAAGAAACUAGUUGCGCCUGCUUCAGAGCUGGUGCCCAAGUUUGAAGGCCAGGCUCAGAAUCUUGCACCUUACAUUUUCAACUACAAAGAUAUUCUUUUUGGAGCGAGGACGCCAUCAAAUUCCGGUCACCUGCGUGAUCUACUAAGUCUCCACGCCCUUAAUCAUGUUCUCAAGACCAGAGAUCGUGUCAUCAAGAACAAUGCUCGUGCUUCAAAAGAACAAGAUGAGGAUAUCGAUCUACGAGACCAGGGUUUUACCAGGCCAAAGGUGCUAUACAUCCUACCUACCCGGCAAGCUUGCGUCCGGGUGAUGGACUCGAUCACCAAGCUGUAUCAGCCGGAACAGCAAGAGAACAAGAAGCGAUUCCUCGAUGGGUUCUCUGCACCCGAACAUACAUCUUUUGAGGACAAGACGGAAGAUUUCAGAGAACUCUUCGGGGGGAACGACGAUGACAUGUUCCGGUUAGGUCUGAAGUUCACCCGGAAGACUGUUAAGUACUUUGCGCAGUUCUACAACUCAGAUGUCAUUCUCGCAAGUCCCUUGGGUCUCCGUACGGUUAUGGACCAAGCAGAUGAGAAGAAGAGGGAUUAUGACUUCUUGUCUUCCAUCGAAUUGGUCAUUGUUGACCAUGCCGAUGCGCUUCUUAUGCAGAACUGGGACCACAUGGAAUACAUAUUUCAGCACCUCAACUUGCAACCCCGGGAAGCGCACGGUUGUGAUUUCAGUCGUGUGCGAUCGUGGUAUCUCGACAACCACGCCCGCCAGCUUCGGCAGACUAUCGUACUAUCAGCCUUCGUCACACCGGAAAUAAACUCUCUGUUCACCUCGCAUAUGCAGAAUGUGGCCGGCAAGGUCAAGCUUACGGCUACUUAUCCCGGUGCUAUCACUGAGGUCCCGCUGCCCGUCCCUGUCAAGCAGACGUUUUCGCGGUUUGACAGUCUCUCUCCGGUGAAGGAUCCUGACGCGCGAUUCAAGUACUUCACUACUGCUAUCCUCUCUUCGCUUGUCAAAAACAUCACUGGAAGAGGAAAGGGCAACGGGUCGGGAACGUUGAUCUUUAUUCCCUCGUAUCUGGACUUUGUGCGUGUGCGCAAUCACUUUGCUACCUCGUCCCAGACAACGAAUGUCUCGUUCGGAGCCAUCUCUGAAUAUACAUCUGUUCGGGAUGUCGCCCGUGCUCGUACCCACUUUCUGAAUGGUCGACAGUCUGUUUUGCUGUACACAGAGCGUGCGCACCACUUCCGACGAUAUCGGAUUCGAGGCGUGAAGCGCGUGAUCAUGUAUGGAGUGCCAGAAAACCCGGUCUUCUGGGGAGAGAUUGUAGGCUAUCUUGGGCUGGACCCGGCCAGUGUUUCUGAGGCCGCGGACACUGGCGUGCGUGCUAUUUUCUCCAAAUGGGAUGCUCUCAAGCUGGAACGGAUCGUUGGAACGAAGAGGAUCGGGAAUAUGCUACGAGAGAAGGGCGGAGACACAUUCACCUUUGUGUAA